GCCACACUCGCUUUCUGACUGUUGCUGGCUGCGAGCUGAUCUGUGAAUUAUCCGUAUAUUUAUCCGUAACAGUAUGAAGAUCAUUUUGUUAAUUGUCACGUGUUCCGUAGCAGCUUCAGCUAAGAUAUUACCUGACGAUUUUCCGCAAUGCAAGAGGAACGAUCCAGAAUUGGAGAAGUGUAUACUAGCAGCAGUCGAAGUAGUCAGACCGAGGCUGUUAAACGGCAUCCCUGAAGUCAACAUACCAACGCUGGAGCCGUUCAAUGUGCCAACAUUGAAGCUGGAUAGGACUGCCAACAAUCUGAGAUUGAAAGCCAACAUUAAAAAUAUGAAAGCCGUCGGUGGAUCCAAAUUUACAAUUGAAAAAUUCAGAUUGAACUUGAACAAUAAGUACGUGGCGGAAAUCAAACUAAGCAUCCCAAAGCUGGUGGUAACUGCUGACUACGACGUGAAGGGAUCCCGUAUCCUCACCCUGGACAUCAGUGGCCAGGGAAGAUUCAGAAGCAACAUCACUGGAAUAACAGUGGUAGCAAAGGGAAACGCGAAACCAAUCACAAAGGAUGGUGUGGAGUAUUUACAAGCUGAGAAGGCUAUAACAAAAAUAAGAAUUACACACGCACAAAUUGUGAUUGACGAUAAUGAGCGACCAGUGGCUGCAACCUCCGCGGCAGCAUUCUUCAACGCCAGUCCCAAUAUAGUGCUGGACAUCCUGAACCCUCUAAUUGAAGAAAGUAGUGCGGCCAUCUUCAAAGCAUUUAUCAACAAAAUAUUGGGCAGCAUCCCGUUAAAGGAGAUCUUCGUAGAAGACGCCUAGUUGUUAUUGAAUAUGUACCUGUGCCUCUUAUUUAUAAAUAGAUUUAAGAUUAAGUCAUAUUUAAAUUAGUAUAUACAUUAUUAUUGUACUUCAUAAUAAAUAAACAAUAACUUAAUGACGGUAA
Molecule: messenger RNA, 938 nt
Organism: Danaus plexippus (monarch butterfly)
Lineage: Eukaryota; Metazoa; Arthropoda; Insecta; Lepidoptera; Nymphalidae
Product: circadian clock-controlled protein daywake-like
Exons: 5
Coding region: 74-814 (246 amino acids)
Source: RefSeq, a predicted model, not a curated record